Messenger RNA from Carassius auratus (goldfish), 5960 nucleotides. RefSeq names its product xin actin-binding repeat-containing protein 1-like. Gene Ontology annotation, molecular function: actin filament binding. The record is from RefSeq and is a predicted model, not a curated record. Gene Ontology annotation, biological process: actin filament organization; actin cytoskeleton organization. Lineage: Eukaryota; Metazoa; Chordata; Actinopteri; Cypriniformes; Cyprinidae. The transcript is spliced from 3 exons. The coding region runs from base 617 to 5089 and encodes 1490 amino acids. Gene Ontology annotation, cellular component: focal adhesion; stress fiber.
AGUUCUGGUUGACUUUCUAAGUCAGGAUAAUUAUGUGAGCCUGCUGUGUGACUAAUGACUAAUACUAAGAGGUGCUGCUGUGUGACUAAGUUAGAAACAAAUAUAAUGCAAAUUACACAGACUCUAUUGUGACUGUCUUAGUAUAUAAAAAAGCACCAAGAGCUCAUUUAGCAAUGCUUUAUUACAAUAUUUCUACACAAGCAUGAUAUGGUACCAUUAUAAUUACAUUCAAAUCACAGCCAUCAUAACAUAUAACAUAUGCAAUAUUUGUGAUACAAUUAAAGUAAAUUACACUUUUAAUAGGGAAAAAGCCACACAUGUCUAAAAGCCACAGCAUGAAACAAUUCUUUAGACAGUUUGUAGUCUUUUUGCAACAUCUUAAUAUUUAGAUUAACAUAAAAAUUCCAGUACAUUUUAUGAUAUUCCUGCAUUUAGUUGCAGUGAUUAUUUUUGGGGGGUUUUUUUCUCAAAAAAUGUUUGGAAAUGAAACUGUGUUUGUUGUGGAGCAUGAAUUUUCUACUAACAAGGCUGAAAACCAUCAUGAAUGAAGUCAAACCUCACAUGAAUAUGAGUGCGGAAAACUAAAUCAGCUAUUCCCAGCUAAACUCAACAAAAGAUGGCAGAAGUAGCCAAACAGAUAAAAGUGACAGAUGCAUCCAGUGGAGAUGAUGAUGUUCCUCCUCCACCUCCUCCACCUAGACCUCAGGUUCUGCAAUCACUUCAAAAGUCUGAAAGCCAGAACUUCCUGCCUGUACCACCUCCAAAAGAAACCUUCUCAGAGUUCUACCAACAACAACAAAAAAGUGAACUGAAGCGUCUUUUUAAACACAUUCAUCCUGAACUGAAGAUGAAUCUUGAUGAUAUUGUAGAUGAAGAACUGAUAGGUGCAAUAAAUCCCCAAGCAUUGGAUACAGCAUAUCAGGGAGAAGUCCAGUCCAUGCGCUGGAUAUUUGAGAACUGGACUCUUGACAACAUUGGAGACCCGCAUGAAACUAAAAAGCUUCUCAAUGAGGAAAAUCUUCCAGGUGGGGAUGUGAGGGGCAAAUCAUCUUUGUUUGAGCAUUCAGUGUUUGAUAGUCAACGCACAACAGCGGGAGAGAGGCCAGGUGUAGUCAAAGGAGAUGUUCGCACGGCCACAUGGUUGUUUGAGACACAGCCCCUAGAUUCAAUAAGUCAGAAAGAGAUGGAGAAUGAGGAAAUGGUGGAGGUCGUACUGAAGGAACCCGUUCAGAAGGGAGAUGUGAGAGGUACACGUCUCCUGUUUGAAUCCAAACCGCUGGACGCUUUAGGCCGCUGCUGCUCAGUUGAAGACCAACAUUUCCUAAAACUCAAAUCAGAACUCCAGGAGAACAAAGGAGACGUGAAGAAAACAGUCAAACUCUUUCAAGCAGAUCCCAGUUGUGCGAUUAGGGAUAGCAGUGGCAAAAUCCAUGAAAUCAAAUCAAUCUGUAGAGAAGAAAUCCAGGGCAGUGACUUUAAAACAGCACGUUGGCUUUUUGAAACUCAACCCUUGAACGACAUAAAUAAACGAGCUGGUGUGCAGAUUAUUCGUGGGAUCUCACUUGAGGAAGCCCAGAAAGGUGGUGUUGAUGAGAAAAAAUGGAUGUUUGAAACCCAACCGCUUGAUGCAAUUCAUGAAGGUGUUAUGGAAGAACAAAAGUUCAAAGGAAUGGUGGAAGACAUCUCUGGGGAAGCAGAUGUUCAUAACAAACUAAAGCUAUUUGAAAACCAACCCCUAUCAUCUCUUAAAGGAAAGUCUGUCGGUGAAAUUUCAGAGGAGGAGGCAAUUAUUGCAGGAAAUGUAGGAUCCACACUAUGGCUUUUUGAAACUCAGCCCAUGGAUGCUCUGAAAGACAACUAUGAGGUGGGACAGCUCCAGAAAGUUGUGGUGUCAAGUGAUGAAAAAGGCGAAGUUAAAGACAAAAGGCUGCAGUUUGAGAAAUUCCGUGUUGGCAAAACAACAAGGGAUAGUGGAAACAAAGUUCAAGAUGUUGAGAAAGGAGAUGUGAAGACUUUCAAGAACCUUUUUGAAACUUUACCCCUUAGUAACAUCUCUGAGAAAGCACAAAAUCAUAUCGACGAUAUUAUAGCUGGGGAUGUCAAAUGCAACCGUUCACUGUUUGAAACCAAACCAUUAUAUGCACUUAAAGAUUGUGUUGGAACUUUCCACAAGGUUACAACUGUCAGUAGAGAAGAAUGCAUCAAAGGGAAUGUACAGAAUUACAAAUGGAUGUUUGAGACGAGACCCUUAGACCAAUUUGAAGAAGGUGGUGGAAAUGUAGAACUCAUCAAGGGCAUUACAAGACAAGAGGACAUGGCAAGUGAUGUGAGGACAGCUAAAUGGAUGUUUGAAACACAGCCUUUGGAUUGCAUCAAUACAAAGAGUCAGAAAGAAGCAGGUUCAACAGUAACACCAGAAGAAUUUCAAAAGGGUGACGUGAAGACAUGCAAAUGGCUGUUCGAAACACAACCAGUGGACAUUUUGUAUGAGAAAUCAGAAAGGAACCAGGAUGUAGAACCAGUGCCAAAAGCUGAUGUGAAGUCACACACUUGGUUUUUUGAAACACAGCCACUGGGUAACAUUAAAGACAAGGAGGACUUCAAUUUGAAAUUGAGCAGUACUGUGCAGGGAGACAUAAAAAGUGAUAUGAAUGUGAAGACAAUGAAACACCUGUUUGAAACAGAAACUUUGGACAGACUAACAAAGCAAACAGAUUCUGAACAAAAUGUCAGAUAUGUCAGUCAGGUGGAUUUCCAGUCUGGAGAUGUCUCACGUGUCAAGGAAAUCUUUGAAUCCAAGUCACUUCAUGAAAUUGGAAGUGAAUUUGUCAAAGACUCUAAGGAGCAGAAAGAUGAAAUUCAGUCUGGAUCAGUCCACAAAUUCACUUGGCUGUUUGAGAAUCAGCCUAUCAGUGACAUUAAUGAGAAGGAGGACAAAAUCACUUGCAGUGUCAGUGAUGUUGAGGGUGGUGAUGUUGGAAGCAAGAAGUUUAUUUUCGAAACUUUCUCUCUGGACAAAAUUCAGGAUAAAGACAAACUACUUAAGCACCAGUCAAUGAGUGUCGAGAAUCCCACAAGCAGUAGUGGAAAUGUAAAGUCCAGCAGUAUGCUUUUUGAAUCCCAGCCGUUAUAUGCAAUAAGAGACAAGGACGGACAGUUUCACGAAGUUACCACUGUAAAGAAAGAGGAACUGAUGAGAGGAGAUGUCAGGGGUGCAAGGUGGAUGUUUGAAACCAAGCCACUGGACACUAUUCAAGCAGACAAAGAAAUCUACGUAAUCCGUGCAGUUACACAAGAGGAUGUGUGCAAGGGAGAUGUGAAAUCAGCACGAUGGAAGUUUGAGACUCAGCCCUUUGACUCCAUCACACCUCGUGAAGGGCCAUCGGUGAGGGUUGUUGAAGAUAUAGGCAAUGGGAAAAGUGUGCAACAAAGCAAGCAACUCUUUGAGACUGAUCAAGCAAACCAAAAGAAGUUUGUGCGAAUGGUGAGUGUUACAGACGUUCAACAAGGUGAUGUACGUACCUCAACCUGGCUGUUUGAGAAUCAACCUAUUGAUACUCUAAAAGGUGAGCCAGAUGAGAAGAAUACCUUGACAACUGUACAUCGAGAGGAUAACACAAAGGGAGAUGUAAAACGCUGCACUUGGUUAUUUGAAUCACAGCCCUUAGAUAAAAUAAAGAAUGAUGAGUCUACUGAAGAGCUUGCCUCAUCAAAGGAAGAAAUCCCCAAGGCAGAUGUCAAAAGCACAACCUGGUUAUUUGAGACUACACCGCUGGACAAAAUCACUGUAGAGAGUGUGACAGACAUACUGUACCGCCUUUGCCAUUAUUCAUUCAUUCAUUCAAGUGGAAUCAUCAUCCAGGCAAAUGAUUAUAAGUAUGUUAACAUGGCAAAAUAUCAGAUUGUGCAAAGCGAGGGGCCUAAAGUUCAAAAGGAGGAAGUUGUUGAAGGAAACAUCAGGAACAUAAUGUUGCAGCUACUGUUCAAACCGAACCUGAAACCUAAAGUUGUUCUACUGAAAGAGGAUGAACAAGGCAAGAUGCACAGCACAGUGCUUGAAAUCCCUUUUCAACAGUCUGGAUACACAGAUAACCCUGAGGCAGAGUGUAAGACGCAAGAAGCAGUUAAAAUUAUUGAGAACUUGCUCAUCCAACAAAAAACUAUCAAGACAGGCUUGGUGAUGCAAGAGUCUGAAGAAGGGCAGCCAGAGAUGACAGUGUAUUCCCUCCAGUGUCAAAGCUGCUUGACUGAGUCACAAGACAUUGCACGAGGAGAUGUCAAAUCCACCAUUGGCAACCUCCUCGCCACUGUCCACAAUCAACAGACCAAAGCAUCUUGCAGACUAGAACAAAACGAAAGGGGGAAUGUUGGUUUGUAUCGAAGCUGCAUUGAAAAGGGUGACCUUAAGAGCCUACAGCAAGAUCUUUCUGAGGAGGAACUGUCAGCCUCUUGUAGAGAUAAAAUUGAAAUUAUUCAAGGUGAUGUAAAGGAAGCAAAGCGAUACCUAAUUCAACAAAGGGAGCAAGCUGAAAGAACAGUCAUGGAUGUUAUACCAGGAGAUGUGAAGAAUGCCAAAAGGGUUUUCUCAGAGGUCUGCAUUGACCUUGGCAUUGGAAACUCUGUGCCAAAGGAGGAGAUUGUCAAAGGUGAUAUUUUGUCUGCCAUGCAGCAACUUGAUGAAGCAAUCAAACAGCCAGUCAUGGUCCAGAAGGAGGAAAUUGUUUCUGGGGACAUUAAAGCAACCCUUGAAUCCUUGGAGCAGGCAAAACAACAAAGCAAGCAUUUGGAGCGUGAGGUCAUCAAACCAGGCACUAUUUAUGAUCUGAAUAUAGAAGCAGAAGAAACGUGCUCAGAAGAAAAUGAAAGGACAUUAAUUAAGGAGGAAAUUAUUUCAGGGGAUGUUAAGGCUGCCAAAAGAUCCCUGGAGAGGGCAAAGAACCAAAGCACGAGAGUAGAACGGGAACCUGCCACUCCUGGAAAGCUGUAUAAUCUAAAUGAAUCAUCUCAGUGCCAAAGCAACACAACAAUCGAGCAGUCUACGACAUCCACCUUGAGUAACCAGCGGAUUACUACAACAUUUCAAAAGUGACCGGAAGUGAGCAUCUGACCAUCUCGGCACUCAAUUCAGAAUCUCUUAGCUCCAGUACGGACUAUUCAAAGCCCUCUAACAGCAGGAAAAGGAGAACAUCCACCACCCAUCCCACCAAAAACUGGUAAUCAGGUUAAAGAUCAGAAGCCAGUUAUUCCACCAAAGCCAUUGCAUAUCACCACCAGCUCCAAGCAUAUUACAGAAACCCCACAUGUUUGUCCAAGCUUACUUGGGCAUAAUAACAAGCAACAGACUCCAGAAAUCCCACCCAAAGUUGCUGCCAGCAAAACAUUUUUGCAAUAAAAGGAAACAGUAGGAAUAUGCAAAAAUUGUUCAAAAGACAAACUCCAGCUAUCCUAUGGAUUUUCAGGAGAUGUAGUACAGUGAGCAUUGGGUUCAAAAUUCCCACAUGCAACAAAAUCCAUCAUUCAGUAAAACAGAGCCUCUUGAUGAUGGUUCCUUUCCUUGUAAUAGAAUAAGAAUGGAAAAGAAAUGUGAUUCCGAGGAUAAAUGCGGCAGAAGAAAUCAGGAUGUGUGUGCAGAGCUAUUCAAAGCACAUUGAUGAAUUAACAAGGGGUUUAAGGUUGCACUUCAGAAUUUUGGGGAAAAGAAAACAACUACGGACACAACCUCAACAAAAAAAAACAUUAACCUGGCUGCCGAGUUCAUUUUGUAGCAUUUUUGGUUGAUUUUUAGAUCCAUAUUUCUAUUUAAAAUACAUAUAUGUUAGUUGUAUUGGUCCUCAUUUUAUAUGUGUGUACAAUAAACAGUUUUAUUGUGAUGAUUUAAGAGCAAGGGUUUUUGUACUGUCACAAUUAAGUGUUAAUAAAUAUUUGUUUCAAAUGCUGUGUAUUAAAAUUAUCUAUACUUA